Messenger RNA from Aspergillus caelatus, 915 nucleotides. Its product is annotated as EXPERA domain-containing protein. Gene Ontology annotation, biological process: sterol biosynthetic process. The record is from RefSeq and is a predicted model, not a curated record. Gene Ontology annotation, cellular component: endoplasmic reticulum; membrane. Bases 63 to 740 code for a protein of 225 amino acids. The transcript has 4 exons. NCBI's taxonomy places the organism in Eukaryota, Fungi, Ascomycota, Eurotiomycetes, Eurotiales, Aspergillaceae. Gene Ontology annotation, molecular function: cholestenol delta-isomerase activity; C-8 sterol isomerase activity; steroid Delta-isomerase activity.
GCCUGAACCGUGUCCCUGCCCUCUUUCUUUAUAACAAACAAGGUUGCAUUAGUCGCGUCACCAUGAUCCCUCACCAGUAUUAUCCCACCACUAUACAUCUCCCUCACUUUACCACCAAUGAGACGUGGGUGGUCUCCCUGAUCGCCCAAUUUGGCUUCUUAUGGGCUGCAGUCCUGGGGACUGCCUUUCUCAUCAUACGACGCGUGCGACCGAACGCAAGUCGAUCGGAUAAAUUGGCCUUUGUGUGGAUGUGCUUGACGGGCUUCAUUCAUUUCUUCUUUGAGUCCUACUUUGUUAUUCACCAUGAGACCCUUGCAGGCUCACAGGAACUAUUCGGCCAGCUCUGGAAGGAGUACUCUCUGUCAGACUCCCGCUAUCUGACGUCGGACGCAUUCCUUGUCACCAUGGAGGCCGUAACUGCUUUCUGCUGGGGACCCCUGGCCUUCUUUAUCGCCUACUGCAUCGCAGUACAGCAUCCUGCACGUCAUGCCCUCCAGCUGCUGAUCUCCGUCGGUCAGGUCUAUGGCGACGUCCUCUACUAUGCCACUAGUCUGUUUGACCUUUACUUCCACGGGGAAACCUUCUGUCGGCCUGAAGGUUACUACUUCUGGUUUUAUUACUUUUUCUUCAACUUCAUUUGGAUGUUCAUUGGCUCUUAUUACGUGAAACAGAGUGUCGGGGAGAUUUAUAGAGCAUUCAAGAAGGUGCAAGAGUUGGAUUCAUCGCGCAAAAGAAAUUAAUUCGGGAAGACUAUAUUAAAUCAGUCGAUCUUCUCCAGAACAGGGAGACCCUGUUGUUUGGUCCGUGAAGAGUAUAUUCUCGAUAUUUCUUCACCAGACCCAUAUUUAUUAUAGUAGAUAAUUCAUCAUUCUAGAUUUCAGUGGCAUAAUGCAUGUUAUUUAUUAGAUACUCUCA